AUGAACGGCAACGCGCUGUCGCCCGCGGCGGCGCGCGACGCGCACGGGCACGAGGGCAAGGACCACGACCGGGACUUCACCCACGUCUACCGCACCACCCCGGUCACGCCGCGCCUCUACAAGCUUGUCGUCGGCGCGUGGAUCUACGCGUGCGCGGUCGCCAUCUACACGCACUACCCCGACGAGCACGGAAGAAUCGCGUCCCUCGCGCACCUGUACUACCAGGCGCCCUUCAUCGCCCUCCUCGCGAUGUGGCUGUGGGGCGUCAACCUGUGGGCGUGGUGCGUUUUGAUGAGGCUAAACCCGCACCCGCUCGUGGUGUUCGAGCUCGACGACGCGAGGAUACACAUGGGGCACAGGGAGGUGUUUAAAUGCGCGUUUUACCUCACCGCCGUCUUCGCCGGAUCCCUCGCGCUCUUCCUCAAGUACGCCGGCACCGGGGUGGACGACGACCUGGCCAAGGUGAUGCCGGUGGGGCUGUACGUCGGGGCGCUCGGGGCGCUCUUCGUCCCGGCGCAGAUUUGGUACGCGCCGAGCCGGAGGUUUUUAGCCCAGACGCUGCGAAAGGCGAUGGCGCCGACGGCGCAGCCCGUCGGCUUUGCCGACUUUUUCCUCGCCGACGUGGCGUGCUCGAUGGCCAAGUCGUUCUCGGACGUGGAGCGCGCGGUGUGCUCGAUGCUCGCCGGGAAGGUGAUGGCGGCGGUGGACGGGGACGGGACGUGCGGGUCGACGAGUUGGAAGAUUCCGCUGGCGCUCGCGGUUCCAUCCGCGAUUCGGCUCUUUCAAUGCGUUCGGCAAUACAGAGACACCGGCGACGUCGCGUGCGUGUACAACGCGCUCAAGUACCUCAGCGCCAUGCCCGUCAUCGCGUUGUCCGCCGCGAAGUACCACGUGGACCAUACGCUGUGGCUCAACGUCCUGCGACCCGCGUGGAUCACGUGCGCGGUGGUCAACACCGCGUACUCGUACUACUGGGACGUUCGACACGAUUGGGAUUUAAACGUGUUCAAAUCGUGGGGCGCGGUGGUUCCCCAGCAAGGGGGUGGCGGCGGCGGGUGGGCGGCGCGGGGACGCGCGCCCGUGGGGCGACGAGACGGUGCGUUCGUGGUGGACGGAUCCGUCGUGCACGGCGACGAGGGCGGGGUUGUCGGGCCGAUGGGUCGGCGGGAGCGCGUGUACUCGCCGACGUUUUACCGCGCCGCCGUCGUCGUCAACCUGGUGAUGCGUGCGUCGUGGACGUACAAGCUGAGCGCGCACUUGCGGCACAACGCGUGGACGGUGCUGCUGUGCACGGGGUUGGAGAUCACGCGGCGGUUCCUGUGGGCGCCCAUCCGCGUCGAGAAGAAGUACCUGCAGAUGCGGCAGACGCGCGUGUCGAGGACGGCGAAGGUUUGA
Molecule: messenger RNA, 1395 nt
Organism: Micromonas commoda
Lineage: Eukaryota; Viridiplantae; Chlorophyta; Mamiellophyceae; Mamiellales; Mamiellaceae
Exons: 1
Coding region: 1-1395 (464 amino acids)
Cellular component (GO): cytoplasm; membrane
Source: RefSeq, a predicted model, not a curated record